AUGUCACUUCACGGUGGACAAUACGAACUUGGGAUGGAAGACAUGCUUAUGACCAAGACAUACGCCUUUGCUAACCGCUUCGACGUCCCGAAACUGAAAUCCGUGGUGUGUAUGGAGAUCACGGGAUUUGGAGAUGUGCACUAUGCGCCGUGCUUGGAAGUCGGAGAAUACGCGUUCACGAAUUUGGAUUCCAAUGAUCCGACUCUGGAUUUCUUCACAGAUACGAAUAUUAUCUUCUGGGAGCCAAGGUUUCAGGCCGAGGAAGACAAGAACUUGGAAGAUGGAAUGUACGAGAAGAUGCCCAGGCUAUUCCUUGUGAGGUCGAUGACGAAGUACGCAGAAUGGCUUCAUCUGCGGAAGGGUCUAACGAUGGGGGAGUUGGAUAUCUGUUCGCACCAUCAGCAUGCUUCAAGGGAGGAGCAGGAGGAGUGCUGGAAGCUUCAAGAGGACCUCAAAGCUGUGCAGAAGGCCGAGGCCGAGAUAUCAAUGAUUCAGAAGGCGAUGGCUGAAGAGGCAGCGGUUGAAAAGACAAAUGCCGAAAAACCGAAGACUGGAGAUCCAGGGAGAGAAUCAAGGGGACUGGCACGGAAACGACCGAGGUCCGAAUCGCUUGCAUAG
Messenger RNA from Lindgomyces ingoldianus, 618 nucleotides. RefSeq lists its product as uncharacterized. The record is from RefSeq and is a predicted model, not a curated record. The transcript has a single exon. Lineage: Eukaryota; Fungi; Ascomycota; Dothideomycetes; Pleosporales; Lindgomycetaceae. Bases 1 to 618 code for a protein of 205 amino acids.